Messenger RNA from Candoia aspera, 1768 nucleotides. Its product is annotated as zinc finger protein RFP-like. NCBI's taxonomy places the organism in Eukaryota, Metazoa, Chordata, Lepidosauria, Squamata, Candoiidae. Gene Ontology annotation, cellular component: cytoplasm. The transcript has 7 exons. Gene Ontology annotation, biological process: protein ubiquitination. Gene Ontology annotation, molecular function: protein binding; zinc ion binding; ubiquitin protein ligase activity. The record is from RefSeq and is a predicted model, not a curated record. Bases 37 to 1401 code for a protein of 454 amino acids.
GCGCUGGAGAGGACGCGGGUCGCUCCCCUCCAGGCCAUGGGAGACCGGGAGCAAGCCGUGUCUCGUGUUCAGAAUGCCCCGGAAAAGCGGGUCUCCGAGACAAGGACGUCGGAAGGGCUGAGUCUCCGAGCGGCCGAAGGGUUGGCAGAAGAGGCCCUCUGUGAGAAGCAUCGGGAGCCCCUCAAGGUUUUCUGCUGGAACGACCGCGCCCUCAUCUGCUUGGUAUGCGACAAAUCCAAGACGCACCGGGCCCAUCUGGUCCUUCCGGUGGAGGAAGCAGCUCAGGAUUACAGGGAAGAGAUCCAGAUCAAGCUGCAGAAUCUUAAAUUGGAGAGAACAGCUGCUGAAAGAUCAAAGCAGAUUCGAGAGAAGCAAAUGGCUGAGUAUUUGGAAGACAUCAAAGCAGAAAGAGCAAAGAUUGUGCAGGUGUUCCAGCAGCUCCGCUUGUGUCUCGAAGAGCAGGAAAGUUGUCUCUUGGCUCAGCUGAGUGAACUGGAGAAGGAACAGGAUGAAACUAGCACCAGGCUUUCAACCAACAUUUCUUUUCUCAGUGACCUAAUCUAUGAUCUAGAGAAGCACUGCCAGAGGCCUGCGGGCGAAUUUUUGCAGGACCUCAAGGAAACUUUAAGCAGGUGUGAAAAGGGCGAGUUCCUUUGCUCCCAAGAGAAACCUGUUAACCUGGAAAAAAAUCUCAGUGCCAUCUCUCAGCAAAGUGGUCUAUUAAUGGAAAACUUCAAGAAAUUUAAAGAAUCAUUGACAGAUGCAUUUCAGAAAGACAAGACUCAAAGGCUAAAUGCCGUCCUCAUGAGCCAGGUUGAUCAGCCGCAGGCUUUCGGGCCCAUAUCGCAUGAUGAUGCCCUGAUAGCAGAUAAGAAAGUCUCCCCAGUCAGCGUGACCUUGGACUCACAUACAGCCAAUCCCCAUCUCCUCCUCUCCCUGGAUCGGAAGACAGUAAUGCACCUGGAUCACGCGCAGACCUUGCUAGACAAUCCAGAGAGAUUUGAUUCUGAGCUCUUUGUGCUGGGCUGUGAGAGCUUCUGCUCUGGGAAACAUUCCUGGGUGGUGAACGUGGAGCAGGGGCAGAACUGGGCCGUUGGCAUCGCCCAGGAGUCUGUGAAGAGGAAGGGGUGCCUCAGCCUCAGCCCAGAGCAAGGCGUCUGGGCAGUGGAGCAGUGCUGGGGCCAACUGCAGGCACUGACGUCUCGCUGGACCACCUUGUACGUGCUGAGGAAGCCCAAGAGGAUCAGAGUGUGCCUAGACUAUGAGGGAGGGUGGGUGGCGUUUUUCGAUGCAGAGCUGGACGUUCCCAUUUUCACUUUUCCGCCUAUCUCAUUCAAGCAAGAGAGGGUUCACCCUUGGUUCUGGGUGGGGUCUGGAUCUCAGCUCACCUUAUGCCCCUGAGGUCGUUCCUGGCAUUUUGAAUUUCAGCAAUUGGAGAAGUGUUGUUUCAUCUUGGACCUCAAGCAGCAACGUGACAGUUGGCUGGAGCUACUUUUGUUACCUCUCUGUCUACAGAGGAAUGCCUACUUUUUUGUUCCGAAUUUUUAGUUGAAGCGUUAGGUGUCACAGAAAGCAUCGGUCGAGGAUAUAUGUUCAUGGAAGGAGUUGCAAUUGGUCAAACUGGCUUUUGACUAGCAGAAAGCUGUGAUGGGGUAAAAAAUAUAGCCAUUUGGAAAUGUUGACAUAGUUGGACACACUUACCUCACAGUAAAGUUGUCCUGCCCUACCCCAGCUGUAACGGAGCGCAAAAUAAAAUAAAUGUGCUGGA